UUAUAGAGAUGCAGUAGCUCUCGCGAUGAAAACCUUUGAAGAAGAUUUGAAAGACAAUUUAUCAUUCAUUGAAGAACAUGAGAAGAUAAUUAACAGUCAUUUGGUGGAUUUCAUUACGGGAAAUUUAUGGGAAAAGUUGCCCAAAGAUUUACGGAUCGAGUUGGAACAAUUCCAAAACAAAUCAAAUUUUUCUGACUUAAUGAACCGUUGUCCUACAUUGCAAUCAAUAAUAGAAGAAACAAACUCAUUGAAUUUAAAAAAUAAUCCUAAGGUUUUGAAGCUAGAAGAUUUGCCAUUAAAUUUAUCAAGAAAUACUUUGAAUUGGGAAAAGAAUCAUUCACUGAAAGAACCUCAGAAUGACUUUAUGAAGGAUAAGAAACGAUAUGAGAUCUCAGUUCUUUCAAACGUUAUUGAAUCCCUAGCAGCAGAUAACAAAUCUCUAGUUAUUGAUGCGGGCGGAGGAAAAGGAUAUUUAGGCACUUAUUUAUCCGGCAAAUAUUCAGUUCCGGUUCUAUCCAUUGAUUCAAACCCAGGGAGAAAUACGAGUGCAAUCAAUCGACAGAAAUUGAUGGAAAAAAAGAAAAAUCAAUCGUUUCCUCUUACACGACAUUCCAUCGAAUUUAUUGAUGAAAAUACAAAUUUUUCGAAAUUAGUGAAAUUCCAUUUUCCAAAUUGGAGUGGAAAUGACUAUCUUCUUACGGGUCUUCAUAGCUGUGGACCUUUGGCUCAUGCUAUGAUCAAAAGUUUCAUCAAUUCUGACGCUCUGAAGAGUCUCUGCGUCAUCUCGUGUUGUUAUCACUUGACAGACGAAUUUUUAACAACUAGAAUCAACUUUACGAAAACUAUGCGGAUGUUAGCUCAACAAUCUGUGGAGAGGAUUUCAGCUAAAAAUUGCGAACAUCCAGCUUCCAUUUUCUACAGAGCCCUUUUACAAGUUUUACUACAAACUCUUGGAAUUCCAGAUGAGAGAGUAGGAAGAGGAGCUCCAACAGAGGAUUUUCAGACUUAUGCAAAAUGGGCAUUGGCAAAAGUGAGAUUCCCUCCACAUGAAAGGCCCUUAAACAAUGACUUGACUAAUCUCCAAAAAAAAUAUUCGGACUAUCAAUGGAAACUGAACGUUUUCCAAACCCUCAGAGCACAUAUGGGCGCCGUGAUCGAGUCUUCCAUCAUUCUCGACCGCUUUGUCUACCUCCAGAAAUCCAAAAAGUGCUCCAAAUUGUCGAUAGUACGUCUGUUCGAUCCGUUGUUAUCGCCCCGAUGUUACGCAAUAAUUGCAUCGAAGUAGAGAAAAAAACACGUGGGACAAUGAAUUGAAAUAUGUACAGAAAUUACAUUAUUUUUGAAUGAAAAAAAAAUUGGCAUAA
Messenger RNA from Diachasma alloeum, 1364 nucleotides. Its product is annotated as methyltransferase-like protein 25. Lineage: Eukaryota; Metazoa; Arthropoda; Insecta; Hymenoptera; Braconidae. The transcript has 3 exons. The coding region runs from base 26 to 1285 and encodes 419 amino acids. The record is from RefSeq and is a predicted model, not a curated record.